AUGAUGGAGGAAGAAGAAUUAGAACUAGCUGAUGAUUUAGAGGCAAUUUUGCAUCUAACUCCAGAGGUGCAGCUAGCUAUUGAACAGGUUUUCCCCAGCCAGGACCCUCUUGACAGGGCAGACUUUAAUGCUGUGGAGUAUAUCAACACACUCUUCCCCACCGAGCAGUCUCUGGCGAGUAUCGAUGAUGUUGUAAAUAAAAUCAGACUAAAGAUCCGGCGUCUUGAUGACGAUAUCAGAACAGUAGUGAGAGGCCAGACCAAUGUGGGGCAGGAUGGUAGACAGGCUUUGGAGGAAGCCCAGAUAGCCAUCCAGCAGCUAUUUGGCAAAAUCAAAGACAUUAAGGACAAAGCUGAGAAGUCGGAACAAAUGGUCAAGGAGAUUACAAGAGACAUCAAGCAGCUGGAUCACGCCAAGCGCCAUCUAACUACCUCCAUAACCACCCUCAACCACCUGCAUAUGCUAGCAGGGGGUGUUGACUCUUUAGAAGCUAUGACCAGAAAGAGGCAGUAUUGUGACGUGGCCAACUUGCUGCAGGGAGUCGUCAACGUGCUUGAACAUUUCCAGAAAUACAUGGGCAUACCCCAAAUCAGACAGCUUUCUGAGAGGGUGAAGGCAGCACAGAGUGAGCUGGGGACUCAGAUACUUGCAGAUUUUGAAGAAGCAUUUCCUUCACAAGGCUCCAAGAGGACAGGUGGACCUAGUAAUGUGCUGAGAGAUGCCUGUCUGGUGGCAAACGUCCUCGACCCUCGCAUCAAACAGGAGAUCAUCAAAAAGUUCAUCAGGCAGCACCUCUCAGAGUACCUGGUUCUCUUCCAGGAAAAUCAAGAUGUUGCCUGGCUGGAUAAGAUUGAUCGGCGCUAUGCUUGGAUCAAACGACAGCUGGUAGACUAUGAGGAGAAAUAUGGUCGCAUGUUUCCUGAAGAAUGGUGCAUGACGGAGCGAAUCGCUGUGGAGUUCUGCCACAUCACCAAGGUGGAGCUGGCCAAGGUGAUGCGAACACGGGCAAAGGAAAUUGAGGUGAAACUUCUCCUGUUUGCUAUCCAGAGGACAACAAACUUUGAGGGUUUACUAGCUAAACGCUUCACAGGAUGCACCCUGACAGACAUACCUGGGCAGCAGAAGAGAGCAGAGAGCCCUCUAGACCAAACCAACCCUUUUUUAGAGGAUGAGCCAGGGGAGGAUGUGGGAGCAGAAAAGGAUGAAGAUCUUGCUAAGCCGAGGAAGCCCAAAGCUCCUGACAAUCCAUUCCACGGCAUUAUCUCCAAGUGUUUUGAACCUCAUCUAUAUGUCUACAUAGAAUCCCAAGACAAGAACCUUGGGGAACUGAUUGACCGCUUUGUGGCUGAUUUCCGAGCACAAGGCCCCCCCAAGGCAGGCACCGAGGAAGGCGGGGCAGUGCUGCCUAGCUGUGCCGAUCUCUUUGUUUACUACAAGAAGUGUAUGGUCCAGUGUUCCCAACUGAGCACAGGCGAACCCAUGAUCGCCCUUUCAACCAUUUUCCAGAAGUUCCUCCGAGAAUAUGCUUGGAAGAUCCUUUCUGGCAACCUGCCAAAAUCCAGCAGUAACAGCGGAGGGCUCACCAUCACCAGCCUGCUGAAGGAAAAGGAAGGUUACGAGGCAGCGAAGUUCACUGUAGAUGAGCUAUGCCUGAUCUGCAGCAUCCUUAGUACAGCAGAAUACUGUCUGGCCACCACACAACAGCUGGAAGAGAAGCUUAAGGAGAAAGUUGACAAGGUGCUGAUGGAGAGGAUAAAUCUGACCGGGGAGAUGGACACAUUCAGCACUGUGAUCUCCAACAGUAUCCAGCUGCUGGUCCAAGAUCUGGAUGCAGCCUGUGAUCCCGCUCUAAGUGCUAUGAGCAAGAUGCCAUGGCAGAGUGUGGAGCACGUUGGUGACCAGAGUCCGUAUGUCACGUCAAUCAUUAUGCACAUUAAGCAGAAUGUGCCCAUCAUCAGAGACAACCUUGCCUCAACUCGAAAAUACUUCACACAAUUUUGCAUCAAAUUUACAAACUCUUUCAUCCCUAAAUUUAUUAACCACCUGUUUAGAUGUAAGCCUAUCAGCAUGGUGGGAGCUGAACAGCUUCUUCUAGAUACACACUCCCUGAAGACCGUUUUGUUGGAUCUUCCGUCCAUAGGCUCCCAGGUGCUCCGAAAGGCGCCUGCCAGUUACACUAAGAUUGUUGUGAAAGGCAUGACGCGAGCAGAGAUGAUAUUAAAGGUGGUGAUGGCCCCACAUGAAGCACCAGUGGUGUUUGUUGACAACUACAUCAAACUUCUGGCUGAUGGGAACCCAGAGACCUUCCAGAAGAUUUUGGACAUGAAGGGUCUGAAGCGCAGUGAACAAAGCAGCAUGCUGGAGCUCUUCAGGCAGAGGUUACCCACUCCACCCUCUGGAGCUGACAGCGGCCCAUCUUUGUCCUUCAGUGCCCCCACCCCUGAGCAAGAGUCAUCUCGCAUCCGCAAACUGGAGAAGCUCAUCAAAAAGAGACUGUGAAGAGACGCAGAGCUUGAUCUGAACAGGCGCUGCUGUGGCCUUCAGGUCUUUUGCAGUUAAGACCUCAUUAGACUUGAUGUCCGAACUUUGCUAAAUGAUGGUAACACAAAACCAAUGUGAUGCUUGGUUAUGAAGAAACUUCCUCAACCGUUUUUUUGCUGUUGCAAAUGGCCUGUACUUCUGUAAUUUUCCACUGUUGAUUCUGUGACACUAACAUCGGCAAUCUUAGACAGCUAUAUGUGCUAUUGUUAAUUAAAUUCUGCUCAGUUUUUGCUCCUUUAUGUACCUAAUCUUGGAGGAGCCUGAUAUGAUGAAUGAAUUUAAUGUUUCUUUGGGUAAUUUUCUCUGAGGAUGGUAUAUCUUUAAAUUAACUGUUUUGGAAUGAGUGAGCUCAAAUAUUGAUUUAUUUCACUUAUAAAAAAGACUGAUAUCUGGUGUAGGUGAUGUUGAAUUAGCUGUGCCCUAUAAUAAUCAUAAUGUCUCAAAAAGAUUUGCUUAUUCAGGUCUGUGAACCAAUAUUUAACUAAAUGCCCUAUAAUAAGCAAACAUCAUAAGAGUACAUUCAGUGCCUCGCAAACGUGUUCAUAUCAUGUCACCUUUCAUCUAUAAACUCCAGGGUAUUUUAUUGUGAUUCUAUCCAAAAAAAAAGGGUAAAUCAUCUUGAUGCGGUGGGAAAAUAUUAACCCUUUUCAUAAUUUUUACAGAUAAAUGUCUGAAAUUCGAAUAAACCUCCUUGCAACCAAAUACCUUCACAAUCUAAUAGUGUGCAUUUUCAUCUCAGAAAUGGCUUGAGUUUUCAGAUUUUAUUUGUAUAUAUAAACAGAAAUAAACUGAUUCUCCUUCCACUUCAUAAUUUUGCACCACGUUUUUUUGUUUUAUGGCAUUCCAUUAUCAUGCACUAAAGGUUGUGUUUGUAACCUAAAAUACAUCCAGAAUGAAUACGAAUGUAAGGCACAUGUAGCUGUGUGUAAUUAGCUGUUUAAGCCAGUUGUUUAGAAAGCAGGUUGCAAACAUCCAGUCAGUGAUUCAAUAAAUAAUCCUUGUGUUAAUCUGGUAUAUUAAAUAAAACUAUUCUUUUGUUUUAAACACA
This is a messenger RNA of Cyprinodon tularosa, 3589 nucleotides long. RefSeq names its product VPS53 subunit of GARP complex (gene vps53). Bases 1 to 2499 code for a protein of 832 amino acids. The record is from RefSeq and is a predicted model, not a curated record. Lineage: Eukaryota; Metazoa; Chordata; Actinopteri; Cyprinodontiformes; Cyprinodontidae. The transcript has 22 exons. Gene Ontology annotation, cellular component: GARP complex. Gene Ontology annotation, biological process: retrograde transport, endosome to Golgi.